Molecule: messenger RNA, 563 nt
Organism: Suillus clintonianus
Lineage: Eukaryota; Fungi; Basidiomycota; Agaricomycetes; Boletales; Suillaceae
Exons: 3
Source: RefSeq, a predicted model, not a curated record
GUUCAGGGUCUAUGCCUCGUUUGAAUUGGAUCCCAUGCUUGGUAGUGGAGAACUCCUCCGCACAGUCGAGACCACUGUUGGAGAAUUACUGGACCGCAGUGAAAAGUCACAUCCCCUCAUAUUUCAGGCUAAGGAAGGGGAAGUCGUAUCUUCGUGUACUUCACUGUUCAUAGCCGUUGCACAACGACGUUCUUCUGAAGAUGACGCCGCACUUCGACCCACUGCUCCCAUCAUGUCUGGCGAUUUGCGUACAUUAGUACUAAUGACGGAUGUUGGACAUCGUCUGCUCGCACGAUACCGCAGGACACAGAACAGUUGGGAUCUCGACCAAUGCACAAGGCACUUUGAACGCGCUGCCGACCUCUGCCCCAUUGAUCAUCCCUGCCGUCCUGCAGCACUGUCCAAUCUAGCUAUCGCAAGGUUUAUUUUUUGCCAAGCUAGUGGAACAUAUCCCGACCUCGACAUCCCCAUCUCUCUCUUUCAAGACGCCCUUGAUUUGCGUCCUGCUGGUCAUCCGGACAGGCCCAUCAGCCAGCUCCAUCUUGCCAUUGCUCUGCUGUCUC